This is a messenger RNA of Rhododendron vialii, 1425 nucleotides long. Its product is annotated as U-box domain-containing protein 8. Gene Ontology annotation, biological process: protein ubiquitination. Gene Ontology annotation, cellular component: cytoplasm; nucleus. The record is from RefSeq and is a predicted model, not a curated record. The transcript has a single exon. Gene Ontology annotation, molecular function: ubiquitin-protein transferase activity; protein binding. Lineage: Eukaryota; Viridiplantae; Streptophyta; Magnoliopsida; Ericales; Ericaceae. The coding region runs from base 98 to 1207 and encodes 369 amino acids.
AUGGACCCAAAAACCUCCUCAUAAACCCUUCUUCCCUCUUCUGUUUCUAGAGAGAGAGAGAGAGAGAGAGAGAGAGGAAGCCAGGAGAGAGAGAGAAAUGGAUCCCGACGACUUCAAGUGCCCGAUUUCCCUAGAGAUAAUGUCGGACCCUGUUAUACUCUCGUCGGGCCAUACCUUCGACCGGUCGUCAAUCGAACGGUGGUUAGACUCCGGCCACCGUACCUGCCCAAUUACCCAACUUCCCCUCUCCGAACCCCCUUCUCUCAUCCCCAACCACGCCCUCCGCAGCCUGAUUUCCAAUUAUACCCCCGCACCUCUCCCAAAACCACAGUCCCACCCUCACCCUCCCCCGCAAACCCUAGUCUCAACCCUAACCUCCCCUUCCUCCCCCAUCACCUCCAAGCUCAACUCGCUCGACCAACUCACUAAACUCUCCAAGCGCGACUCGGCCCUCCGCCGCUGGCUCACCGAGUCCGGCGCAGUCUCGGCCGUGCUCGACUGUGUCGACUCGCCCGACUCCAAUCUGCAGCACAAGGCCCUUAAUUUGCUUUUGAAUUUGAGUCUGGAUGAUGAUAAUAAAGUGGGUUUGGUGGCCGAGGGCGCGAUUGGCCGCGUCGUCGCCGCCCUGCGCGGCGGGGGCACGGUGCCGCCCGAGUUGCGGGCCGUGGCGGCGACCACGCUGACGAGCCUGGCCGUCGUGGAGGUGAACAAGGCGACCAUCGGGGCAUACCCGUACGCGAUUCGGGCCCUUGUUUCCCUCCUCAGAGAGGGUAACGGUAGGGAAAAGAAAGAGGCUGCCACGGCCUUGUAUGCUAUAUGCUCGUUUCCGGGUAACCGGGUACGGGCCGUGGAGUGCGGGGCGGUGCCCGUUUUGAUUGGUUUGGCCGGGGCUGGUAUGGAGCGGGCUGUUGAGGUACUGGGUUUGUUGGCAAAGUGUAAGGAAGGUAGAGAAAAGAUGGUGGAAGUGAGUGAUUGCAUUAGGGUUUUGGUUCGUGUGUUGAGAAAUGGGAGCUCUAGAGGGGUGCAGUAUGCACUGAUGACACUUACUCUGUUGUGUAGUAAUAGUAAGGAUGUGUGUUUGGAGGUUUUGAAAGCGGGGGUUGUUGAGAUAUGUGUGAAUUUGUUGGGGAUUGAUAAUGAGAAGGUUAGGAGGAAUGCUUCGAGUUUGAUUCAGGUUCUCCGGGGGAAGCGGUCGAUGGGUUGUUGAUGGUUGGUUGAGUUUGGAUUUUGGAAAAAGGAAGUGAGAGUGUUGAUCGUGUUGUCUUCUGUCUUGGUGAGUCGGGUUUGAUCCUCUUUGCUUUUGAUUGGUUAUUGUUUCUGUACAUUAAGGGGAAAAGAAAAAAAGAAUAGAUGAUGUUCUUUUGUAGUACCUUGUACCUUGUACAUUGCAAUAAAGAUGAAAAAAAAAAGGAGCUUUCUGUUUUA